CGGUAAUGGGAGGUUCCUUGCGGCAAGGGAGGCAUGAGUUAGUUACGUUGAUGUAAAUAGUGUGUUGUCGCAUCAUUUGCUUUUGUUCACUGCUUGCCAUUUCCACCACCUGGCACCUAUUCAAAAACAGAAGAGAUGGCUGGCCAAGCCCCUUCUGUUGCCAUGGAGGCUGUCCUCAAGCCCAGCUGUGCACUCCCAGAGGAUAUGCCGAAGAUCAGAGGCUACGACUUUAACCAGGGGGUGGAUCUUGAGGCUUUGCUGAAGUCAUACUUCACCACUGGUUUCCAGGCCAGCAGCUUUGGUAUGGCCAUACAGGAAAUUAAUCACAUGAUAGAGAAGCGUCUUGAGCCAGUGGAGGAAGAUAAGGGAAAUGAAUCUAGUGAGGGAAAUGAGUCUAGUGAAUCAUCACACAAGCCUGGCUGCACCAUCUUCCUGGGUUAUACCUCUAACCUCAUCAGCUCCGGAGUGAGAGAGAGCAUCCGGUACCUAGCAGAGCACAAGAUGGUUGAUGUUAUUGUGACCACAGCUGGAGGUAUAGAGGAAGACCUGAUAAAGUGUCUGGCCAACACAUACUUGGGAGACUUCAGCCUGUCUGGCAAAGAGCUCCGACAAAGGGGAAUCAACAGGAUCGGGAACCUGUUAGUGCCAAAUGAUAACUACUGCAAGUUUGAAGAUUGGCUCAUACCCAUCCUGGACCAAAUGUUGUUGGAACAAAACACAGAGGGAACCCGCUGGACUCCCUCUAAAAUGAUCCACCGGCUUGGCAAGGAGAUAAACAACACUGACUCUGUCUACUACUGGGCCUACAAGAAUAACAUUCCAGUGUUCAGUCCAGCUCUGACAGAUGGUUCUCUGGGUGACAUGAUCUACUUUCACUCUUUUAAGAACCCUGGUCUGGUGUUGGACAUAGUGGAGGAUAUCCGCAGGUUAAACAGCCAGGCAGUUUUUGCCAAGAGAACAGGAAUGAUCAUCCUAGGUGGAGGACUGGUCAAACAUCACAUAGCCAACGCUAAUCUCAUGAGAAAUGGGGCUGAUUACUCCGUUUUUGUAAACACUGGUCAGGAGUUUGACGGUUCUGACUCUGGGGCCAGACCUGAUGAGGCUAUAUCCUGGGGCAAAAUCAGAAUGGAUGCUAAACCUGUCAAGGUGUACGCAGAUGCUUCUUUAGUGUUUCCUCUGAUGGUGGCCCAGACCUUCGCUCUCCACGCUGACAAGCUGACUGCUGGGAAAAAAAGUGAUUAAAUUAGCUCACAUAGCUAAAUACUUUGCUCCUUAAAUGCUUUGCCUGAAACAUCUAACCUAAAUUAUUUGGUUUUUACUCUGUUUGAUAGAGUAAAAAAGGGUCUUUCUCUUCUGAAUCUGUAAAUUGGGGGGGGGGUUAAAGUAGGGGGAAUAGCGGGCAGUGUAACGCUCUCAAAUGUAAAACAGCGCUGUUUAAUAAUUAUAUAACGGGAUUGAAUGUUAAGGGUUUUCUAUCUUAAUGCAUUUUAUUUAUUACUUGUUGAAACAAGUACAUUUGUUUUCUUUAAACUGAUACAUGCUCAAGGAUGUACCAAAGAUGCUGUCUGCCAAGUGUGGGUUUUUUUUUUGUGAAUGUGUGUGUGUAUGUGUGUGAGAGAGAAAGAGGAUCCAGACUAAAGAGGAAAUAAUGUGUAGGGGUUUUAUUUCUUUUGCUUAUGUUAUGACAUGACACGGUUACAUCUCUUCAGUUUCUAUCUGGGUUGUUGUACAAAUAUUGUGUUGCAUCUUAAUUUCAGUGUGUAAACAUUUACCUCUGUCAAAAAGGAUGAGGCUCCUUAAUAAAUCAUGAACAAA
Sphaeramia orbicularis (orbiculate cardinalfish) is the source of this 1815-nucleotide messenger RNA. RefSeq names its product deoxyhypusine synthase (gene dhps). The transcript has 10 exons. NCBI's taxonomy places the organism in Eukaryota, Metazoa, Chordata, Actinopteri, Kurtiformes, Apogonidae. Gene Ontology annotation, cellular component: cytoplasm. The coding region runs from base 136 to 1242 and encodes 368 amino acids. Gene Ontology annotation, biological process: peptidyl-hypusine biosynthetic process. Gene Ontology annotation, molecular function: deoxyhypusine synthase activity. The record is from RefSeq and is a predicted model, not a curated record.